AUGGAGAAGUGCAGCGAGGACAAAUUUACGUUUACUUGGAUUCUAGAAAACUUCAGCAUGUGCCAUCAUCCAAAGAGACCAUUUUUUUGUAGUCCUGAGUUUACUCUGAGUUCUUUACCGGGUAUGAAAUGGUUUAUACGAGUAUGUACGCAAAGUAAUGGCAACGAAGGCGUUUUUCUUGGCAGAACUGAUGUUGUUUCAGAAAACUGUCAAAUAGAAUACUGUAUUGAAGUGUUGGAUUGCAAUGAAAAGGUGAUUGGUACUGUGACUAAUGCUACUAAGACAUUUGCUGCCAAAUGCGGUUGGAAUCAUGAUUUGCAUACGAACUGCUUAGUUGAAAACUCGAAAAGCGACAUUCUGGCUUUAAAGUGCACUUUGAAACCAGUACGUGAAACAAACGAACUAGAUAUACUACCACCACUUCCUUACAAAAAUGACUUCUACGCGGACGUCGUGCUGCGUGCUGGUGGUGCAGCUUUCAGAGUGCAUAAAGCAAUUCUGUGGGCCAGGUGGCCCGAACUGGCAAAAGAGCUUGAUGAAACAGUGACUUGUGAGAAAGUUUUGUCUGUCAGCCCGAAUGUACUAGAGGCCAUCAUCAAAUAUAUUUAUACUGGAAGAAUGGAUUUCAAUGGAUAUGAAUUCUAUAACCAAUUAACUGCAGCAGCCGAAAGAUACAAACUUCGGAAUAUAAAUACUGAUCUACUUAUUGUGUCACAGAAAUACAGAAUUUGCUUUGAUUCCAAGAAAAUAUCAUUUGAGUGGCCAAUACCGAAUUUUACUCACCUGGCUGUUAACACGACGUUAAACUACGUAUUUACAGUGCAGACGUUUAAUUAUUGCAAAUGGGUUCUAAGAUUUCACGUCAGUGAGAAAGUAGGCAACGUUAAAAUCUUUCAUAUUUCUCUUUGCAGGGUACAUGAUGAUCAAUACAGGCCUAUUUUGGUUAGAAGCAAGAUAUCCUCGGAACACAGUGGCUGUUCUCUAAAUAAACAUUUGUUCGAAGGAAAGGAAAAUUGGAAGUGUGCGGCCUUUUCAAGAAGUAUUUCUGAAGAUACAGAAGAUGUUUUGCUACUUGAAUGCCAGUUUAAAUUCUCGGAUUGCAAAGCGUUGACUAAGUGUGUGGAUUCUUCUUUUGCCGCUGCGCCAUCUACCGGCCUCCGAUACUUAAACAGUAACCUGCGAAAUCUUUACGAAACUGGAGAGUUUUCAGACGUUAAUAUAGAUGUUGGUUCGAGGAUAUUUUUUGCCCACAAAUUUAUCCUCUCAUCGCGAUCUUCCGUGUUUGCUAAAAUGUUCGAGACGGAAAUGAUAGAGUCGAAGAAUAGCGUCGUCGAAAUUUCUGACGUGGAUCCUAACAUAAUAGCUGAGAUGCUUCUGUUUAUGUAUUCUGGAAGUUUAGAUGAACCGUUGGAAAAAACAGCUACGCAGUUGUACUCAGCAGCUGACAAAUACGAUGUCCCGACUCUCAUGAGCAAGUGUUCGUCCUUCCUGAAGUCCAAUUUUUCCGUCAAAAAUGUGCUGUCAGUUCUCCAAUUGGCAGAUAUGCAUUCUGACGAUGAUUUAUACAAUUCUGCAUUAGAAUUUCUUUCUGCCCAUCUAUUAGAAAUUUUCUCAACUAGUGAAUGGAAAGAAAUGUUCAAAGGGAACUUCGCAGCAAAACUUUUUGAAGACGUGAUAGUUCAUAACAAUCCUACAAAGUAA
Molecule: messenger RNA, 1701 nt
Organism: Stegodyphus dumicola
Lineage: Eukaryota; Metazoa; Arthropoda; Arachnida; Araneae; Eresidae
Product: protein roadkill-like
Source: RefSeq, a predicted model, not a curated record